CUGGAUAUGGGUGGAGUCAAGUAUCUGUGUCACGCACUGACAACUGGGAAACCUCCUGCCACAAACUAAUAGGUGCCCUCUUCCUCCAGAUCCACAGUCACACUACCGGGGGCUAACCUGUUCGGGCUGCACACUCUCUCCCUGAACCCAGCAGUUCCGAACGAUUUCUUCUAUUUUAUCUGAACACAACUUCCAGGAAAUCACUUUUAUAUACCCACAAAUGAUGCACUCGGCACAGAAAGACACCACCUUCACCAAGAUCUUUGUAGGAGGUCUUCCUUAUCACACAACUGAUUCCAGCCUUAGGAAAUAUUUCGAAGUGUUCGGAGACAUCGAAGAGGCCGUGGUCAUCACUGAUCGACAGACGGGGAAAUCCAGAGGUUAUGGGUUUGUGACCAUGGCAGACCGGGCCUCAGCUGACCGAGCUUGUAAGGACCCCAACCCCAUUAUUGAUGGAAGGAAAGCCAAUGUGAACCUGGCCUACCUGGGGGCCAAGCCCAGGGUCAUACAGCCUGGAUUUGCGUUCGGUGUGCCGCAGAUCCAUCCAGCAUUCAUCCAAAGACCUUAUGGGAUCCCAGCCCACUACGUCUAUCCUCAGGCCUUUGUCCAACCCAGCGUGGUGAUCCCUCAUGUACAACCUUCUGCUACUACUGCAACAGCUGCUGCUGCCACAUCCCCAUACUUUGACUAUACUGGAGCAGCAUAUGCUCAGUACUCUGCAGCUGCAGCCACUGCUGCUGCCGCCGCCGCUGCCUAUGAGCAGUAUCCAUAUGCAGCCUCACCGGCACCAACGGGCUACAUGACUACAGCAGGGUAUGGAUACGCUGUCCAACAGCCACUAGCAACUGCUGCCACCCCAGGAGCUGCUGCUGCCGCUGCAGCCUUCAGUCAGUACCAACCACAGCAGCUCCAGGCAGAUCGCAUGCAGUGAAUCCAUGAAAACUACCUUAAAGGAGGGGAGCAGGGAGGUCAACUCCUUCACUGAAGAGGGUGAAGUUAGGAGGGAGAAGACAGUAGAAGCUGAAUGAUGGUUGUCACUCCUAGAUCUAUUCUUAGUGGUCCUCCUACCAAAGAGCCUGAAAAAAUUAACAGAAAUAAGAUCAGUAUUUUUUCACUCUAGAAUAUAUCUAUGAAUAUUUAAUAUAUUCAGCAGUAUAAUAGUUAAUAUUAUUUAUGUUCACUGGACCUCAGAGCAACCAUUGCUGAAUUUUAUAUAUGUAUAUAUAUAUAUUUCAGUGGAAUUUGUAUAGAAUUGCCAGUUACAUUUAUAAAGAUCAGGUUUCUUCCCCGCUACUUUGAAAACAAACCAAAACACCUGCAUAUAUAUGAGAGCAACAUGAUACAGCAUCAUGCAGCUUUUAUUAUUUCAUAGUUUGGACCAUUAUUUUUCUUUAGUAAAGCUAUGCAGACACUGAUAGAGAAUUUAGUGUUUUGUUGAGUUUGUUCUUUUUUUAAUAAGUGUUUGGAGUGACAUAGAUUAGACACCUUAAACUUGUUCCCUUUAAAAUGUUUUUUUUUUUGAUAGUGCACAGGACAAAAUGCUGAAGUAACAGCUGAUGCCGUUAAAAGAGUUCACUUUUCUUCCUUUUAAAUUGCACCUCAAGUAAACCCAGCAAAAGGGAAGAAAAUAUUGAAUGUGAAUCUUAGGUUUUGAAAAAAAUGUUUCAUAAUGUGCCUUUUAAAUGAUCCUAUUUAUGUAUUUAUUAUGGAGCCUUACAUUGUUAUACACUUUGUUUGUGUUUAUGUGUGAAUAUGAAGCCUGAUAUAGAACAUGUCCAUAUGUGCUGCUGCAUUUCUCAUGAUCAAGAGCAUAUGAUAUCUGUUUAACCUUGGCUUAACAAAGCACUACACUGUGUAUAAAGAACAAAUUAUGAGUGGAAGGGUAGCAGUAGGUCCAGUGCCUUUUCUGUUUUCUGUAGUUUUGUUGUUGUUGUCUAAAAUAGGUUCUUUAAUGUCGCUUUUUAUACUUGAGCGGUUUGAUAAAGGACAGUGUGAAUGUUGCUUGUUUAAAUUUUUUUUUACAUUUAAUGUCUUUUGACAUUAAAUGUUUUUUCAUAAUGCAAGGGCAUUGCCAAUAUCACCUUGCAUUUUGUAAUGCAUGACUCAAAAUAAUGCAAACAUUUAAUUUGUGAAAUAAAAGGAAAUUUAGCUUCAACUUUUUAAAAUCAUCUGUCCUGUGUAAUGUCAGUUUUGCUCAGUCUUUAAGUUAUAUGAUGAAGUCAUGUCACAUGAUGGUCAGUUGCAAAUAAAGUACUGUAACACGUGGCAGAUAAUACAUUUCACUUCCAUCAAGGAAUACUCCAGUUUUUGUAAACCC
This is a messenger RNA of Monopterus albus (swamp eel), 2317 nucleotides long. It is a transcript of the gene rbm24b, whose product is annotated as RNA binding motif protein 24b. Bases 221 to 931 code for a protein of 236 amino acids. Gene Ontology annotation, cellular component: cytosol; nucleus. Lineage: Eukaryota; Metazoa; Chordata; Actinopteri; Synbranchiformes; Synbranchidae. The record is from RefSeq and is a predicted model, not a curated record. Gene Ontology annotation, molecular function: mRNA 3'-UTR binding. Gene Ontology annotation, biological process: positive regulation of myotube differentiation; regulation of alternative mRNA splicing, via spliceosome; mRNA stabilization. The transcript is spliced from 4 exons.